AUGGGUAGGCAACAACCAAGAAAUGAUCCAUUUUCUAAUACAUAUAAUCCACGUUGGCAAAAUCACCCUAACUUCUCAUGGAGAGAUCAAGGUAAUGCAAGACCAAUGGGACCACCCGGAUUCCAGCAACAAGGACCAUCAGGAUUCCAGCAGCAGCAAUACAGACUUUUCCAGCAGCCACCUGCACCACAACAGUCUCAACUUCCUGCUCAGGAGAAAAAGCCUCAAUUGGAGGAGAUGUUUAUGCAAUACAUGGCUAGCCAGGACACGAUGAUGAAGAAAAUGGAUGCAAAGAUUGAUAAGGUUACACAGUCUAACCAAGCAUCCAUUCAUAAUUUAGAAGUGCAAGUAGGUCAGUUGGCUAAAUUGGUUGCAGAAAAAGAUCGAGGUAAGUUUCCUAGUAACACUGAAAUAAACCCUAGGGAAGGAGCUAUGGCUGUCACCUUAAGAAGUGGUAAGAUUUUGAAUGAAGUCUUGAAAGAGAAAGAACCCAUGAGUGAUAAAGAGAGUGAUAAAGAAGAAGAGGAGCAAGUGCCUAAAGAGAAUUCUAGUAAUCAAAACCUUACUUUCUCUACAGUAAAACUUUAUGUACCCCCCAUUCCAUAUCCACAAAGGUUACAAAAGAGGAACCAGGACAAUAACUUUAAAAGAUUUUUAGAGGUUUUUAAAAAAUUGCAAAUUAAUAUUCCUUUUGCAGAAGCACUUGCCAAUAUGCCAUCUUAUGCCAAGUAUAUUAAGGAAAUUGUGUCUAAUAAAAAGAAAUUGGAAGAGUUUGCUACUGUGCAUCUAAAUGAGGAGUGUAGUGCUAUUCUACAAAGCAAAUUACCUCCUAAGUUAAUGGAUCCUGGAAGUUUUUCUAUUCCUUGCACUAUUGGUAAUACUGUUAUUGAUAAAUGCUUAUGUGAUCUAGGUGCCAGUAUUAACCUUAUGCCUUUAACUCUUUUUAAGAAGUUGGAAAUAGCUGAAAUGAAGCCAACAACAAUCUCCCUUCAACUUGCCGAUAGAUCAAUCAAGUACCCGCUUGGAGUAGUGGAGGAUAUCUUGGUAAAAGUUGGUAAAUUUUAUUUUCCUGCUGAUUUUCUGAUUCUUGAUAUGGGUAGUGAUACAGAUACAUCUCUUAUACUUGGGAAAUUGAAGUCUAGACGGUUUUUCCCUUUCAUGGUGACUAAAGUUUGUUCGUAUGAGGCCAUAGAGAUUGAAAGAAAGAAAAAAAAGACCAUUCAUGGUUUCUUCACCAAAAGGCAGCCCUGGAAGAAACUGGCAAUUAACAGGGAAGUUUCCCUUUUAUUUCAUUUUCUCAUACUUGCUUUUAUAUUUAACAUUGAGGACAAUGUUGAGUUUGAGUGUGGGGAAGGGAAAGUAAGAUUAGGGGAUGUUUUCUGCAAGUUUUAUGCAAAAUAG
Molecule: messenger RNA, 1401 nt
Organism: Ipomoea nil (Japanese morning glory)
Lineage: Eukaryota; Viridiplantae; Streptophyta; Magnoliopsida; Solanales; Convolvulaceae
Exons: 2
Coding region: 1-1401 (466 amino acids)
Source: RefSeq, a predicted model, not a curated record